AUCCACAAACUUUCCUCGAUUUAUCUUCACUUCGAAAGCAGUUUACCAUAAAAAAUGAACAUGACAGACUUCCAGCUUCCUUUGACCGAGUAUGAGUUCGAGCGUCACUUUGAUGAAAGGCUUGCCAUUGAAUGGAUGCAGGACAACUGGAAAAAGUCGUUUUUGUUUGGCGCUGUGUAUGUAGUGCUUGUGUUUGGUGGACAGCACUUCAUGAAGGACAGACAAAGACUUGAUCUCCGGAAAGUGUUAAUGAUGUGGUCCCUCAGUUUGGCCAUUUUUAGUAUCAUUGGAGCAGUGAGAACUGGGUGCUUCAUGUUGUACAUUCUAAGCACCAGUGGUUUUAAACAGUCUGUUUGUGAUCAGAGCUUCUACUAUGGGCCCAUAAGCAAGUUCUGGGCUUGUGCUUUUGUGCUGAGCAAAGCUCCAGAACUAGGUGACACCAUGUUCAUUGUCCUGCGCAAGCAGCGUCUGAUCUUCCUGCACUGGUAUCAUCACAUCACUGUGCUGGUGUACUCUUGGUAUUCCUACAAAGACCAGGUCGCAGGUGGAGGCUGGUUCAUGACCAUGAAUUACACCGUCCACGCGCUCAUGUACAGCUACUACGCGGCCCGUGCUGCAGGACUCCGUGUGCCGAAACCCUGUGCCAUCCUCAUCACAUCCUCUCAGAUUGCCCAGAUGGCCAUGGGCCUGGCAGUAAGUGCACUAGUGUACCGGUGGAUGCAGGACGGGGACUGUCCAUCUUACCUGGACAACAUAGUGUGGGCUUCACUCAUGUACCUCAGCUAUUUGCUACUCUUCAGUUCUUUCUUUUAUCAGUCCUACAUGAAGAGUUCCAAACCCGAAAGCAUCAAAAGAGAGUAAUUUGCAGGCCUUUUUUUUGACUGUUAUUCUAAGAUACAUUUAUUAUUAUUAUUAUUAUUAUUAUUAUUAUUAUUAUUAUUAUUUAUUAUAAGGGACUACAAUCCUGUCUCUUGUUUUAGACAUUGGCAAUUUCUGUAUGGCUGUUUAUCUACAUGCUUUCAUUUUCUGGUGUUAGUUAAGCAACAAAUACAGCUCUUUAUUUUAUAGUUCAGAACUUUUUAAAAAGGUUUUGAACAAAGUCCAAACAAUUUUGGUCGGAGUUUAUUCCCCCCAGGAGUGUUUGUUCCUGCAGAGAAAGCCAACAAUUUUGCAGGGUUGACAGCAUGCCAUGAACCCAUCUGUGACAUAUGGUUUACAUCAUAGCAUGUGCCAAAAUCCUUGUAAUCUAUGCUUGCGGUCUGAAAACAAGCGAGUGAUUUGCUAAGAGUCUUAAUGUAAACCAACACGUUUGAUUGGGCCACACCUUUUAAAUUUCAUCCGUUCGGUACAUGCUCUCCUGGAGUGUAGGUGUUGAUGCGUACUAGUCUUUAACCUCAUGAUGUCACAGAAACUUGAAUUAUCUGUGCUGACUGGUUAAACGGGUUAACAUUCAUUUUAAUUGACGAAAAUAUUUUGACUGGAAUUCUCUCUAUGGACGACGCCCGAUGUCCUUGUUCAUUCUGUGCAUGUUUCUGUCAUGAGUUCACCGCAGCUCUGUUCUAAUGAAGUAACAGCAUGUUAAACCAGUUGAAGGAUUGAUUGAUUUGAGCUCUUGUUCACUUUUUGGGUAGAGUCGGCAUGAAAUACUUUCUCUCUGGCUGUGUUGAAUUGCUGCUUUACAAAUGAGUUAAACCAUAGCCGUCCAUGUAAUGGUGUUUGUUACUUGAAUCUCUAUUAUUAAGCACAGUUUUAUUUAUGAAUUUAACUUGUAUUUCACACAUGGUCACAUUUGGGAUAUUGUUUGUUUUAUGGUUGUCUGCGUUUAGCCUUCUACUGAAAUUACAAUGAUGAGGUUGAGCAAAAUGAUCAUUCUUAAGGAUUGCAUUGUAUUAGAGCACAAACCUUUGAGAGGAUAUUCAGUGAAAUUUAACAGGGAUUCUGACACUUUAAAAUGCUGCUAUUGUCUGAGAUCUUGUUUCUUUUGUUUAUCAACUGUGAAAAUGUAUUAUAUAUUUGCAUUUAAAGGACAUUAUGAUUGUUUUAAAGAAUUUUUUAUGGCUUUGCCUUUAAGGAUGACAGCAUAUUACUUCACUUGUUUACAUUUUUAGGAACAGCAAAGUUAAAUGUCAUGGCAUUAAGUUACAAAACAUUUACUCCUGUAUUUUAAUUACCAAGAAUGUAAAAAAUAAAAUUAACGUCAUAUGUAAAUAUCUAUUUUUCCAACCGGAAGGUCUAUACACCAUUUUUAGCCAGUAUGAUGUAAUUAUGAAUAUGUAUUUAUUUGUUGUCUAUAAAUAAAGCUGUUUCUGUA
Danio rerio (zebrafish) is the source of this 2311-nucleotide messenger RNA. It is a transcript of the gene elovl6l, whose product is annotated as ELOVL family member 6, elongation of long chain fatty acids like. The record is from RefSeq and is marked provisional. Gene Ontology annotation, molecular function: fatty acid elongase activity. Lineage: Eukaryota; Metazoa; Chordata; Actinopteri; Cypriniformes; Danionidae. Gene Ontology annotation, cellular component: membrane.